GAUAUUAAUGCAAUUUUACCUGCUCCUUAGUGAAAGGUAGUCUUCUCUAAAGCAAUAGUUGUAGUUCUCAGAAGUCCACAGUGGUUAACUACAGUCCAAUAAUUAGAACAAUGUUUUGAAUGACAUUUUCACUUCUAAAAUACUCUAUGCUGCCAUUGUUUUUUUACUUGGGGGAAGGGAAAUUGAUUUUAUACUACUUAGCUUAAAAAAAAGUAAAGCUUGUUAUUGUUCUUUUAUUUUAAAGUUGCUGUUAACAACUGGUAUGUUCUUUCAGUGAGUGAAGGGAACUUUUUUGUGAGCUAAAAUCAAAAUACUUGCAUAAUAAACUACACUUGAGAGCAUGGAGUUUGGUUCACCUUAAUCAUCUAGUUAUUAGUAAAUUGAGUGAAAGUGCUGGGAACUCUUUUCUCUAAGUUAGGUAAAUUCUUACUGUAAUUACUAUGCAGUCUGACCUCCUGGUGUUUUUUCAGAAUGACCUGGCAUUAUCAUUAUGGAUCGUUCUCGGCAUCGUGCAGGAAAUGGCAAUGAGCAGGCAUCUUCACAAGAGCGUAGCCACGGUGAAGAUGAGAGACAACGACAGCUGGAGCGCCUCAGUAGGGAGGAGGCCUAUUACCAGUUCAUUAACGAACUCAAUGAAGAAGACUACAGGUUAAUGAGAGACCGCAACCUGCUUGGCACUCCUGGAGAAAUAACAGCAGAAGAGUUACAGCAACGCUUGGAGGGGGCUAAGGAGCGUCUGGCAUCACAAGCCGAUAGAGAUAACAGAGAAGGUGAAGGUAGAGCUGUUGGAGAUCCUGAUGUUCUUGGAGAAAACUCAAAUGGUGACUCUUUGCUUGAAUGGCUGAACACUUUUCGUCGCACAGGAAAUGCCACUCGCAGUGGACAGAGCGGAAACCAAACCUGGAGAGCUGUGAGUCGAACAAAUCCCAACAGUGGGGAGUUUCGAUUUAGUCUUGAAAUCAACAUAAAUCACGAACAUAACAGUUUUGAAAACACUGGUGAGGACUAUGUGGGUGUAGAUAGUAGCACAACCUACUCAGAAAGAAGACCUCGAAGAGCUGUCAGUCCAGUAACCAUACAAACAAGGAGCAGGACUGCAAGAGAGGCAAAUAGUGCCACUUCAAGCAUUGCAAGGACCAGGUCUCUAAGGAGUACCAUGGCACAAAGCUCUGAAACAGCCUCUCACCCCAUCUCAGGGAGGCUCAGGAGUAGGAGGGAGUUGACAGGCCGUUCUGCAGCUGCUGGUGAGCAAAGAGAAACUCCAGAAAGAGGUAACUCUACAGGAGGCAGAAGAGGAAGAGGUAGAGCUAGAACUAAUGUUCGGAUGAGUACAAACCAAAGACUAGAAAUUUUGCGGCUGAGGUCUACUUUAAAUGGUCGAAGUCGCUCUCCACUGCGAAGGCAAGGUGGUGCUGCUCGUUCUGAUGAACGUGGGCAGAGGCGGGAUAGAAAUUCACAGCGAGUUAACAGAAGUAGAAGACAAACAGCUCGGCAUCCUCCACAGCUUGCUGAAGAACAAGCAAGAGAUAACACCCAGACUACUCAGCCUUCCAGUGUAGCCCCAUCCUUGGGAAUAACUUUGGAAGAGGAAGAAUCUAGCAGGCCAGUAACUGCUGUUAGAAGGCAUCCAACAAUUACAUUAGAUCUUCAGGUGAGACGAAUUCGUCCUGGAGAAAACAGAAUUCGAGACAGUAUUGCCAGUAGAACUCGUUCUAGAGUAGGAAGGGCAGAAAACACAGUUACCUUUGAAAGUGACAGUGGAGGAUUUCGGCGGACGAUAUCGCGGUCAGAGCGUGCAGGCAUUCGGACCUAUGUUAGCACUAUAAGGAUACCUCUUCGUCGGAUAUCAGAAAGUGGGCUUGGUGAACCUUCGUCAGUGGCUCUUCGAUCAAUCCUUAGACAAAUUAUGACAGGCUUUGGAGAAUUGAGUCUGUUAAUGGAAACUGAAUCUAACUCCGAAGUGCAGAGGGGUGGUCAUCGCUUACCGGAUGUACAGUCAGAGCAGAAUAACUCCAGUUCAGCAAACAAUAGCAGUGAUCCAAGAGAGGUUUCAUCUAGAAAUGGCCAUGUGGUAGAAGGCAGCAGGGCAACAAAUGGACGGAAUGAUACUCGACGUUACAGUCGCAAUAAUGAACACCACCAAGAUAACAGACAGUCUCAAGAAGCUAACAACCUAGUGGAAAAUGGAACGCUGCCCAUACUCCGACUCGCCCACUUCUUCCUGCUGAAUGAGGAUGAUGAUGAUGACCGUUUGAGAGGUUUAACCAAAGAGCAGAUUGACAAUCUUUCCACUCGGAACUAUGGGGAUAUUCACACUGAAAAUGAAAUAAGUAAAACCUGUAGUGUUUGCAUUAAUGAGUAUGUAGCAGGGAAUAAGCUAAGGCAAUUACCCUGCAUGCAUGAGUUUCACAUUCAUUGUAUUGAUCGCUGGCUUUCUGAAAACUCCACUUGCCCAAUUUGCCGGCAGCCUGUGUUGGGCUCUAAUGCCACAGACAAUGGCUAGAACUGCUUGUACUCUUCUGUACUCAAGGAUUUGCUUCUGCUCUAUUUAUGAUGAGCCAGACAGAAUUAAUUGACUUACACAGGGAUCCAUUUGUGUGAGGAGUUUUGUUAAAUUUCUUUAAAAAGAAUAGGAAACUUGUCUAAAUCUAGCAAUGUAAAUACUAUUUUUCUCCAGGUGCAGAUCUAGGAGUACACAUAGAACCAAAUGAUUUCGGUAAAGUUUAUAUUUUUUUAGGUAAUUUUGUUAUGCUAAGCACUUUUGUAAAUACAGAAAUGCAAUAGUUAAUCAGACCUGCUUAAUGUAUGUUUUUGGUUUUUUUUAACAGUGUAAUGGACUCACUUUAUUUAGAUUACAAAUUGUUUCACACAGACCCAGCACUGUGUUGAAAAAUUUGUGUCUAAAUAGCCAUUCAUUAGUUUUUUUGUUCUAAGAACAAUUUAUUUUAAGGAAUUUCUUGCUGAAUGUGUUGGCUAAAGAUAUUUAAGUUACUUGAAGUGCUCUUUUUUAAUAAACUAUCUAUUUUGUUUUGUUAACAUAGAAAUAUCCUUUCAAAAAACUUGGCAGUUUGGUUCUAUUAAAAAAAAGCCUAUUUUUUGCAUGUGGUUUUACACAAUGCUUUAUGCUGAUGAGUUCAUAUUCAAAAGCAGAUGGGUUAGUGACAUUAUAAAAUGUACAUAAUUAAAUGCUGUCUUUGACAAUCUCUGUCUUUUCAAUGCAGACAGCCAUCAAAUCAAUAAUCCCAAGAUGUGUCUUACUGAAUGUGAUAUUUGCUCAAAGUCUAAAUGAGCACUGAAGAAGCCUUUUUUAACUCUUCCAAGUUACUCAGUUGAUAUUCGUAGGUUUUUAACUGCCUUAGUUAAAAGAGGGAAAUACUUCCUUGACCAUUAUGUUGUCUACAAUAUGCAUGAUUUAUGCAUCCUACUCACUAAAAAACAAUAAAGAAACCUGAAGUCUUGAAAGGUUUUUGUACAGAAGUUUAAGGUACGCAUACAGUAAUAGUCCUCUUAAUACAUGUCUGAGAACCAAAUGGCAAGAGACACUAAAAAGGACAAAAUAAACUUCCCUUAAAAUCCCCUGGUUACUGUGUAAUUAGACAUUAAACUUUAUACCAAUAACUUAUGAAGAAAUAAAGUUGCAAAGUAAAUAA
This is a messenger RNA of Pogoniulus pusillus (Red-fronted tinkerbird), 3650 nucleotides long. RefSeq names its product ring finger protein 6 (gene RNF6). The transcript is spliced from 3 exons. The coding region runs from base 491 to 2503 and encodes 670 amino acids. The record is from RefSeq and is a predicted model, not a curated record. Gene Ontology annotation, cellular component: cytoplasm; nucleoplasm. NCBI's taxonomy places the organism in Eukaryota, Metazoa, Chordata, Aves, Piciformes, Lybiidae.